CUGUCUACUUGUUUUUCCCAUGAUGUCUGUUUGAGGACCCUAACCAUUAAACGAACUCUUAUUCUUGGAAUGAAAUAAACCGUGCCGCACACCAAGGGACUGGAAACAUAUCUGCUGAACACCCGUCCAGUAGUCGACCAAAAUAAUUGAACGGCACCGCUUAGCUUGUGCUGAAAGAAGCUUUGCUGUGCAAGUGGACACUUGGAAGCUAACUUCGUGUUAGCUGCAUACCGAACUGUGAUAGUAUUGGACUCUUCAAGAAUACCUAAAAAGACAGGAGCUCAUCAGUUGGAACAGACAAAGACAGCAGGAGUUACAGGGAUUUGACUAUCCCUUAUCACCAUCGGGCCCUGAGAUGACAUCACAGCAGCCACAGCUCCCCAAUGCUGUUAUUCCUCCCCACCUUGCCCAGAACUCCUCUGCUCAGCAGGCCCGGCCUCACAUUCAUGCUAAUCAGCUGGACUCGAGUCAGAGCAGUACAACCGCUGGGCCUCUGGACCACAGAGCCCUGACAGGCAGGCCAGGCUGCUCCGGUGUGGCAACAACCAGCGGGGAGGUGGCUAACAGGAAUGUUUCCGCCUCCUGCACCAACUGCAGCUUAUCCAGAAGAGAUGGGGGCUUUGAGCCGUGGCCUGAGGAAGCAGUCGACAACUCCCAUGGGCUGUACUCACUGCACCGCAUGUUUGACAUAGUUGGAGCCCAGCUCACGCAUCGGGAUGUCAGGGUACUGUCAUUCCUGUUUGUUGAUGUAAUUGAUGAGUAUGAGCGUGGUGGCAUUAGGAGUGGAAGGGAUUUCCUUCUGGCCCUAGAGCGCCAGGGUCGCUGUGAUGAAACAAACUUCCGACACGUUCUCCAGCUUCUAAGGAUUAUCACCCGCCAUGACCUACUGCCUUAUGUCACACUCAGGAAACGGCAGGCUGUGUGCCCAGACCCUGUUGACAAGUACCUGGAAGAGACAUCAGUGCGCUACAUUUCACCAAGGGGAGCAGUACAGAGCAAGGACAGUGCACCUCACAGAAGAACAGGUCCUCAGCCAGUCAUUUGCUGUUCCGCGUCAGGACCCCAUGUUGGUCCUCCCCGAAUAAAGCCAGCUCCUCCUGUACCUAACCGCAAACGGAGAAGAAAUCUUUCCUCGGCUGACUGCAGAGAGAAGCAAACAUGUGAUAUCCGCCUCCGGGUUCGUGCUGAAUACUGCCAGCAUGAGUCUGCGCUACAGGGCAAUGUCUUCUCCAACAAGCAAGAGGCAGUAGAACGACAGUUUGAGCGCUUCAACCAAGCAAACACUAUCCUCAAAUCCCGAGACUUGGGCUCCAUCAUCUGUGACAUCAAGUUCUCUGAGCUCACAUACUUGGAUGCCUUCUGGAGGGACUACAUCAAUGGAUCACUGCUAGAGGCUCUUAAAGGGGUCUUUAUCACAGAUUCCUUGAAACAGGCUGUGGGCCAUGAAGCUAUAAAACUGUUGGUCAAUGUUGAUGAGGAGGACUACCAGGCUGGUCGACGCAAACUGCUCCGUAAUUUGGUCACAAGUGGAGGGAACCCACCAGGAGCUAGCAAAGACUCUGUAUCUUAGACACACUCCCCGGGUGGUAGCAUAUGGGAGGAACGCUGCUGUGCCCAGCACAUGGAAUAGAGUGAGAUGUGGUUGUGUCAUUUGAGGUGCCUGAAGCGUGUGCCUGCAAUGAACUAAAGAAGUUCAAGCCACUGCAUUGAUUCCUUGAGAGCUAAGGUCAUAUGUUAUUUACUUGUCCCCUUAGCAUAGCAUGCAAGGUGAUUGGGAAAUAUGUUAGCAAAAAGAGGUAGGCAGUGCAUACAGGUUGACAUUACUUUGAAUGUUGAGCUGUUCAUUUUUUCGAGGAGAAUGCUGAUUCAUGUGUGCAUUGAAAUGAUAAUAAUUUCUUGUUUCUGGUAUGUUAGCUCAUUGAAACACACUUGUUAAUGCUAAUGACACUCUUCACCCCUGUUUAAACGUGUUCAGAAGGUAUUUUCAAUACAGGAAACAUGCUUAAUGCUGACAAGUUACUCCCAGUGGGAGUUGUACCUUAAUGUCAAACUGGUUCAUCUUUUUUCCAGGUUUUUCAGGUAGAGUACAGAUUAAUUGGAUUAACUCAAUGAGAGUGUUCAGUAUGUUAUAGAAAUGUAUGCAGGCUGCAGAUGACAAUUUGUUUUUCUAUUUCUUUAAGCUUAUUAACCUACUUUCCCAACACUUUGCAGAGUUUCCUUGUCUGUACAGGUGAACCCUUUCAGAGCAUUUUUUUAUCAGUGUCUAUUUGCACCCGGGUGAGAAUAGUCAGAUAUUAUUCUAUUCAGAUAUUUACACCUGUCACCAGGUGACAUAGUAUAAAGAGACACAGAACUUUUAGCCAGGAGAUCGUUGUUGUAGUCUCUUCCAAAAUCAGAAGUCAGUGCUAAGUUUUUUUGUUUGUUUUUUUUUUUGUCUUCUAUGACUUGUUAUUUUCAGUUUUCUGACACAGGUUUGUUUAGGCUUGUUUAGGUUUACGCACCAAAACCACUUUUUUAGGAUUAGACACCAAAACGACUUUGUUGGAUUUAGGUUACAAUCAUGGUUUGGAUUCAAAUAGCUUUGUUAGCUACAGACACCUGGGUGUUAAUAGCAUCUGCCUUUUUUACUGGCUCAUAUUUGGUCACCGUUGACAUCAUUGCAUCUUUGCUUUAUUUUAACAAAUUCUUUGUUUUAAAAUACGGCACGUUACCUGCAGCUGUGAUUAUGGCCUCAUUUGAAAUAUAAAUUUUCCAGUCACUGCCAAUAUUUAGAACAUUGUAGAUCGUUCUAAUGUGUUGAAUUUUAUCCAUCUUAUCCAACAUUAAGUCAAUCACAGGUGUUUAGAUUUGUGUGGAUUUGCAAACCAUUGCCAGUUUCAUUGUCAAACCUUACCUCCAAACCUCACUCACCUUUUCACUCAUUUUCACUCAUGAUAUAACACUGCUUUUAAAACAAAACAAAAAAAAUUCAAAUGACAGUCAAUAACAAAUCAGCAGCAGGUUGAUCAACAGCAUGGAGCCACUAUGUGUAGCAACUAAGUAUCUUACUUGAGAGGAUGAGUGUCUAAGGAGGUGUGGCAUCUCAACAGACAUUCACAAACCAAACUGAGUAUUCUUUUAUUCAGGGUUUGACACAGAAAAAAUAGCACUGCACAGACCAACAAAGUUGUAAGGUGUAUACAGAGGUGCACAUAACUGAUGAGUCAGGUGCCCAGUCCCUGGUUGAGCGUCCAAUUUGCUAAGUAUGUGACAGAUGAGAUCUGUAGUCUAUACUCGUACAAACUUGAGUUGACCAACCUUAUCACCAAUCAAGAAUAUUGAAAUUGGACAAUCCUGCAAAAUCCUAGAUUCAGUGAAAACAUCCUUCCAAGCCUUGUUUCUGCAGUAUUUGAGCACUGCAGCUAAUAUGUUAUGGUUGCAGAAAGAUUGUGGCUAUGUUGGGUAAAUAAGUAAAUUUAAAUUGCAGGUCUGUGAUGGGAUGCGGUUAUUGUCUCCUGUAUCAGAGUCACACACACAAAUGCCCAACUAUAACUCCAACCUCCACACUCUUACUUUUUCAGUAACGGUCAUAGUACUUCCUGCAUUGGCACUGAAUGUUGUCAUUUGAAGUAAAUUGCUAUGUGCGUAAGACAUCAUUCCUAGGGAUACUGGACUGAGGUCAACACUGAUGUCAAGGGGGCCACCAUAGUCAUAAAUUUAAAAAUUCUGCAAAUUGUGUCUUCAGAAACUGGAAGGAAUUUGACAAAUGGCAUUGUUGGUUUACUAGGACUGGUUAUGGAUCAAUGCAAACUCAAAGUAACUUUGGAAAUGUUUAAUAUCAGUGAUAAUAUAUCAAAAACGAACCUGUUUUGUGAUGAGAAUGGUUUUGUAACAGAAGUACAUUACUGACUUCAUGUUAUUUUAGAAAGAAUUGUCAUUUGAAAUGCCAGCCUCUAAUGCUAAUGUUGAACAUGUUUCCUUCAUAUUUCUGUCACUCAGUGCACAUAGCCAAAUGGUUGAUAUGAAGAGAAUCUGUGUACCCUAUUAAAAGUUCAGUGUAAGUUUUUACCAAAUAUAUUAUUCCUGCUAAAAAAAAAAAAAGUCCUACCUUAUCUCUGCUAUCACACUAUCCA
This is a messenger RNA of Chelmon rostratus (copperband butterflyfish), 4112 nucleotides long. RefSeq names its product death effector domain containing (gene dedd). Gene Ontology annotation, molecular function: protein binding; DNA binding. Bases 356 to 1570 code for a protein of 404 amino acids. The transcript is spliced from 5 exons. Lineage: Eukaryota; Metazoa; Chordata; Actinopteri; Chaetodontiformes; Chaetodontidae. The record is from RefSeq and is a predicted model, not a curated record. Gene Ontology annotation, cellular component: nucleolus. Gene Ontology annotation, biological process: apoptotic process; regulation of apoptotic process; extrinsic apoptotic signaling pathway via death domain receptors.